AUGCAGCGUUGUAUUGACUUUGGCACCACCACGGGCGGGUUCGGUGGCUCGUCCCAGAUAUCCGAGGCUGAUGCGAGGCCGCUAGGGACUGAAGGCGUUGAGAGCAACAACAGCACCGGCUUCCAUGCCUAUCUUGUCAAGCGUGGCAGCCCUAGCACAAAGCCUUCUGAUGAAACGGAAUCCUCUAUCGCGCGCUAUGAUUCUACAGUAUCCCGUGGUACCAGUGGAGCCUUGUCGCGCCAAGGAACAGCGAAGCUGCUUUGGAAAUACCGUGAUGCGCCGUCCCACGGGGACAAUCGUGAAAGCGGCUAUGGCGGCUUCGGCAACGGCGGCUUCGGUCGCCCGGUUAAACCAUGCUAUCCGAAACAAGGCUACAAUCCGCCGAAAUCCAAAAGAACUGAUGACGGGAUCACGUCAGAACGGCCGUUCGUGCCUGAUACGGUCAGCCUGGACGAUCUUUUCAACCGCCUCAAGAUCGAACCUGGGAUCCGUUUCAAGGAAUUUUUUGAUUCUGAGGUGAAGAUGACUUCUUUUGAUGAACUUGGGCUGCCUAAAUCCGUGAUGGCGAACAUCACGCGGGCGAAAUACACGAAGCCUACCCCCGUCCAGCAAUAUUCAAUGGCUGUGAUUGCGAAGGGACAUGACUUGAUGGCUUGUUCACAGACAGGAUCGGGUAAAACCGCUGCUUUCCUGUUGCCGAUUAUCAAGUCGUUGAUUGAGAAGCUUGAUAUCGCACCACCCGGGGAGAUCGCCUACCCUCGUUGCGUGAUCUUGGCUCCCACGCGCGAGUUGGCCGAUCAGCUGUUCAACGAAGUCCGAAAAUUCACGGUCAAGACUCCGCUACGCUUGGAACGGAUUUACGGCGGGACGCAGACGAACUACUUUGCUGAUAAAGUCAAAGUGGGUCCAACUAUCAUUGUCUGCACACUCGGUCGACUGCUUGAAUUUUUGCGACUCAAUUAUGUGUCGCUGGAUGAGUUGCGUUUUCUCGUCAUUGAUGAGGCAGACAAAAUGCUUGAUCAGCGAGGCUUCCAUCUGGAAGUGGAGAGAGCGGAGCACGUUGAGCUGGCCGUAGAUAAAAUCGGUUCGGCCAACAAAUGUAUUAAACAGAUAAUUGUGGACAUCCCGACAAGUAAGAAACUAGUCAUGCUUCGCGGUCUACUCCUUCAAGACCAGGCAAUGCCACCUGAAGGUGGAGGCGAUUCCAUUCGUAGGACGUUGAUUUUUGUUAACACCAAGACGAUGGCGAAGAAAUUGGCAACGUUGUUAUCUGACGAUGGCUUCACUGUCGGCUCCCUCCAUGCCGAUAUUUCUCAACGUUGCCGGCAUACCACAAUCAACGCUUUUAGAAGCGGAAAGGUGCCGAUUCUAAUUGCGACAGGAGUCGCCGAGCGUGGGCUGGAUAUUAGGGGCGUCGACCAUGUUGUCAACUAUGAGCUGCCUUCCGGUCCGGCUGUCACUGCAACCGCAACUUAUGUGCAGCGAAUUGGACGGACUGGACGUGUUGGCAACAAUGGCCUGGCCACUUCGUUCUUCGACAAAGCCACUGAUAUCAGCAUUGUCGAUGACCUGAUCCAGGUGCUCGUCGAAGCACAGCAAGUUGUCCCGGAUUUUCUGGCCCGACUGAAGCGCGGAGUGCGCCCAUUUGGAGGAUUUUACCGCAGUGCAGCGACUGAAGAGACUGAUGAGGAGCUCUGG
Molecule: messenger RNA, 1698 nt
Organism: Mesorhabditis spiculigera
Lineage: Eukaryota; Metazoa; Nematoda; Chromadorea; Rhabditida; Rhabditidae
Source: the annotation of a GenBank genome assembly